AUGUUGUUGAGAGUGACAGAUUGUGAGAAACAAAAAUUCUUUUUGAGGAUAUACUCGUGCGAGUCACUGAGCGAUUGCGGCGAGGUAGGUGGAUUAGCAGGUGAUGAGGAAACAGGCGAUGUUUUCUACCUCAUUCGUAAUGCAAACGGUUCAACUAGCUUAUACGCACUUAAUCAGGAUGUGCGAUCGCCAUACCUCAUUGCUUCUUCUGAAAACUUUCCCAGGCUACAACAGCUAAUUGUGGUCAAUGAGAAGUUUGCUUUUGUUACGGAAUCUGGUGAAAUGGGUGUGUGUGAUAAAAAGCUUGGCUCACUGAAUAUCAACUUGGCUCUCAGGAACGUAGGAUUAGUUCCGAGGUACAAUUUUGGAUCAGUCAAACGAAUCAACUUCACACGAGAACUCGCUGCGGAUGAAUCGAGUGCCAGAAAGACGCUCACUUGGGCCACUGAACCAAUGUUAACUAGGGGCAAAGUCAUUUUCAAAAUUACCCUUUAUGAGGAUCAGUGGGGUGGUGAGCGUUUUGUGGAUUAUUCAUUGUCGCACAGCUACACGAUCAGCGAAGCUCUGCUCCGUCAGUGGCAGUCUAGGCAACGCUAUGAUGCCGAAGUAGAAGCGAUAACUGCAGGAGACAUAGUAUCAAUAAACCAGACAGGCCUCAUCGCUCCGACGAAGCCACCGACACCUCCAACAAACAUUACCAUCUACGCAACACAACAGGUCAUCUUUGUAUUGGAAUUCAAAUAG
Gongylonema pulchrum is the source of this 744-nucleotide messenger RNA. NCBI's taxonomy places the organism in Eukaryota, Metazoa, Nematoda, Chromadorea, Rhabditida, Gongylonematidae. The record is from the annotation of a GenBank genome assembly.